AUGACCACAUAUGAUGGAACAUCCGACCCGAGCCAUCAGCUCAGCAAUUUUAUGAGUCAGAUGUACCUCACAGAUGCUUCAGAUGCAACCCAAUGCAGAGCCUUCCCAACUACCCUAACCAAGACAGAAUUAAAAUGGUUUGACAGUCUGCCACCAAGGUCGGUCACAAGCUUCAAUGACCUCGCCAAAAACUUCCUCGCCAGGUUCUCCAUUCAGAAGGACAUGGCCAAACACGCGCCAAGCCUAUUAGGGAUCAAACAAGGAGAUCGAGAAAGUAUCCACAGCUACAAGGAAAGAUUCGACAAAGCAUGUCUCGACAUACAAAAUCGUCCUAUGGAAGUAACUAUCAUUGGACUCAUCAACAGCCUACGAGAAGGACCUUUUAGUCAUUCCAUAUGCAAGAAGCAUCCAACAUCUCUGAAUGAAGUGCAAGAUCAGACCGAAAAAUGCAUCAAUAUGGAGGAAAAUUCCCGAUUAGGAGAUACCUCCAAAGCUAGAUUCUCCUACCCACCUAGGGAUAAUGAUAAAGAGUCUAGGAAAAAGAAGACCAAUCCACAGAGAAGCCCAUGA
Arachis stenosperma is the source of this 570-nucleotide messenger RNA. RefSeq lists its product as uncharacterized. The record is from RefSeq and is a predicted model, not a curated record. The transcript has a single exon. Lineage: Eukaryota; Viridiplantae; Streptophyta; Magnoliopsida; Fabales; Fabaceae. The coding region runs from base 1 to 570 and encodes 189 amino acids.